Molecule: messenger RNA, 2071 nt
Organism: Phascolarctos cinereus (koala)
Lineage: Eukaryota; Metazoa; Chordata; Mammalia; Diprotodontia; Phascolarctidae
Gene: STMN2
Product: stathmin 2
Biological process (GO): regulation of microtubule polymerization or depolymerization; microtubule depolymerization; neuron projection development
Cellular component (GO): growth cone; cytoplasm; neuron projection
Molecular function (GO): tubulin binding
Source: RefSeq, a predicted model, not a curated record
UGGAGAUUCUGGCUCUGCAGGAGUCAUGUCAGGGGACCUCCAGAGCCAAUCUGCUUGGACUGAGAAGUGAUAAUUAUUCAUGGGCUCCUGCCUCCUGCUCUUUCUCUUCCACAGCCCCACUCUGCAGACUCAGUGCCUUAUUCAGUCUUCUCUCUCUCUCCGCUGCUGUAGCUGGACCCCUUUGCCUUUCCUCACCUCUGAGCAUCCAUCGGCACAUCUCUACAAUGGCUAAAACAGCAAUGGCCUACAAGGAAAAAAUGAAGGAGCUGUCCAUGCUGUCACUGAUCUGCUCUUGUUUCUAUCCUGAGCCUCGCAACAUGAAUAUCUAUACAUAUGAUGAUAUGGAAGUGAAGCAGAUUAACAAACGAGCCUCCGGCCAGGCCUUUGAGCUGAUCCUGAAGCCACCAUCUCCAGUGUCAGAGGCUCCCCGAACUUUAGCAUCUCCAAAGAAGAAAGAUGUAUCUCUGGAGGAGAUACAGAAGAAGCUGGAAGCCGCAGAGGAAAGAAGAAAGUCCCAGGAGGCCCAGGUGCUGAAACAAUUGGCAGAAAAGCGAGAGCACGAGAGAGAAGUCCUUCAGAAGGCUUUGGAAGAGAACAACAACUUCAGCAAAAUGGCAGAGGAAAAGCUGAUCCUGAAAAUGGAACAGAUUAAAGAGAACCGUGAAGCUAAUUUAGCUGCUCUUAUUGAACGCCUUCAAGAAAAGGAGAGGCAUGCUGCAGAGGUCCGUAGGAACAAGGAGCUCCAGGUGGAACUGUCUGGCUGAAGAUAAUGGCAGACAUAACAUAUCCCCAUCUCUAGUAAACUCCCCUGCCUAUAUUAUAAUGGAUCACGCGAUAUCAGUAUGGGAAAAUGUAUGACAUGGUUUAAAAAAAAAAAGAACUCAUUAUAAAAAACAAACAAAAAUAAAAACAAUGCAGUCUCUUUGCAGAAUGAUUUGCUUGAUGUUUAAAAAACCUUGGAUCUUAUUUUGUAAAUACUUACAUUUUUGUUAAAAAAUACAAGUAUUGCAUUAUGCAAGUUAUUUCAUAAUCUUACAUGUCCUGUAACAGGCUUUUGAUGUUGUCUCUUUCCACUCAAUUGAAUUUGCUAGGUCUGUUCUUUCGAAAGCUCCCCACAUCCAACUCCAUUCCCAGCACUUUUCAUUCCAACAAAUAAUGAGGUCAGUAGUAGGUUAUGGUGCUAGAGACCAAUCAUGCCUAAUUGCCUAGAAUGCUUCGUAAUCUCUGAGCUUUGUUAAGACAAUAACUAGAUCACAGGUAUUGUGACUCCACCUGGAAACCAUCCAAAAAAACAGCUUUGACAUUUGUACGCUCAUAAUCUAUUUAACAGCCUAGAGACAACAGAAUAAUUCUAAGACAGACAAAUUGAUAAUAUUCGCACUCAUUUCUGCUUCCAUUGGAUUAUGGGCAACAAAUGUGACUUCAAAUUUAGAAAAGGGAUGGAUGGAUGGAAAGAUAGCUGAGAUUGAUCUGAGUAGAAGCAAAAAGCUGAAUGCUAUAAAGUGCUGAACAUGGCAAGGCCUAAAUGGUACAAAUACAGCCAUAAAACACUCUUCAUAAAAGUGGGCUUAAUUCUCUAGUUUAAGUUCUUUUGAUGGAAUGAAUUAAUUAAUGUGUCAGGUGGCUUAUUUGUGGAUGCCAUGAUGUUCAUUUUUAUGCUAUUACAUAUAGUACAAGUACAUGAUGCUACUGAAUAUUUUUCAACUUGGAACCUGUGAGCUGGUUGUUGCAUUUAAGACAUAUACACACUUACAUAGACACUCCUACACACUGCUGACUUCCAUUCAAAGCUGGCCUUUCCACCAGUGUUAGGGGACCCUGCCUCAUUAAAAAGACUUCUCUAACCAUGAGGGCUGUAACAGUUAGAGGGCUAGAAAGGCACUCGCUGCCACUACGGGACUCACAAAACACACCCACUCAAAGAUAUUCGCAGUUUUGAAGUUGUUUCCCCCAACCCCACCUCUCGAAGGUUGCUGCCUGCAUAUUCUCCUCUUCAUUAGUGCUAUUUUCCUGUAUGUCAUUGUGAGCAAGCUGUGAUUAAUAAAGAAUUGGGGUUCUGUGAACUGAAAAA